Messenger RNA from Neofelis nebulosa (Clouded leopard), 6390 nucleotides. Its product is annotated as zinc finger protein 585A. Gene Ontology annotation, molecular function: RNA polymerase II cis-regulatory region sequence-specific DNA binding; DNA-binding transcription activator activity, RNA polymerase II-specific. Lineage: Eukaryota; Metazoa; Chordata; Mammalia; Carnivora; Felidae. Gene Ontology annotation, cellular component: nucleus. Gene Ontology annotation, biological process: regulation of transcription by RNA polymerase II. The coding region runs from base 312 to 4328 and encodes 1338 amino acids. The transcript is spliced from 6 exons. The record is from RefSeq and is a predicted model, not a curated record.
AGAGAGAGAGAGAGAGAGAGAGAGAGAGAGGGAGAGAGGGAGAGAGGGAGAGAAUCCCAAGCAGGCUCCAUGCCGUCAGUGCAGAGCCAGACACAGAGCUGAUCUCAUGAACCAUGAGAUCAUAACCUGAGCCGAAAUCAAGAGUCGGACGCUUAACUGACUGAGCCACCCAGGUUUCUUGUUGUCUCUGGGGAGCCCCUGGGUUAGAUCUUUCUCCAGACUCCAGCCUGCCUCCCCCCAGCAGCUCUGCUUGGAUUUACAGAUGCCUACCAGGCUUUAGGCUCCUGAGAGAAUAAAGUUUGAGACCUACCAUGACGAUGUCAGCUAAUCAGACCUCUCCCCAUAAAUCCCUGAUCCUGGUUCCAGAGGAAUAUGACAGUUCAUAUGAGGGAUCGGUGUCCUUCAGGGAUGUGGCUGUAGAUUUCAGCAGAGAGGAGUGGCAGCAUCUAGACCUUGCUCAGAGAAACUUGUACCGGGAUGUGAUGUUGGAGACCUACAGUCACCUGCUUUCAGUAGGGUAUGAAGUUCCCCAACCAGAAGUUUUCAUGUUGGAGCAAGGAAAGGAGCCCUGGGCAUUGCAGGGUGAGAGCCCACAUCAGAGCUGUUCAGAAGAAUUGUGGCAGAUUGAUGACCAGACAGAAAGCUAUCAGCAAAGAGAAAACAAAUCUUUAAGAGAUGUUGUUUUCAUCAAGAAAAUACUGACUGCAAAGAAGGAUUAUGAAUAUAAGGACAUUAGAAAAAUAAUCCAUGUGAGCCAAAACAUUCUUUCCCCCAAAAGAGCCCAUCAGUGUGAUUCAUUUGGAAACGCUUUGAAGCAUAAUUUAGAUUUACACAGUCAUUAUAGAAACAGUGCAUCAAAGAACAUGAAUAAGAUUACUGAAUAUGGUAAAAUUUCUUCCUCUACUGACCCUGAGUGUUCUCCAACAGGAGAGAAGUUAUGGGACCAUAAUCAAUGUGGAAAUAUCCUCAGCUAUAAACAAGCACCCUCUCAACAUCAAAAAAUUCAUACUGGGGAGAAAUCUUACGAAUGUGCUGAAUUUGGAAAGAUCUUCACCCAGAAGUCACAGCUCAGGGUACAUAUGAAAGUUCAUACAGGAGAAAAACUCUAUGUGUGCAUUGACUGUGGGAAAGCUUUUGUAAAGAGGCCAGAAUUCAUUAUACAUCAGAGAACCCAUACUAGAGAGAAGCCCUAUAAGUGCAGUGAAUGUGGAAAAGCUUUUUUCCAAGUAUCUUCUCUCUUAAGGCAUCAAAGAAUUCAUACUGGAGAAAAACUUUAUGAAUGCAGUGAAUGUGGAAAAGGCUUCUCUUACAACUCUGAUCUCAGUAUACACCAGAAAAUUCAUACUGGAGAGAGACACCAUGAAUGCAGUGAUUGUGGCAAAGCAUUUACACAAAAGUCCACGCUCAAGAUGCAUCAGAAGAUUCACACAGGUGAGAGAUCUUAUAUAUGUAUUGAAUGUGGACAGGCCUUCAUACAGAAGACACACUUGAUUGCACACCGAAGAAUCCAUACUGGAGAAAAACCAUAUGAAUGCAAUAACUGUGGGAAGUCCUUCAUUUCUAAGUCACAACUCCAGGUACAUCAACGAAUUCACACAAGAAUGAAACCCUUUAUAUAUACUGAAUAUGGGAAGAUCUUCAACAAUAGUUCCAAUCUCAUUACACAUAAGAAAGUUCAAAUUAGAGAGAAAUCGUCCAUAUGUACUGAAUGUGGUAAGGCCUUUACGUACAGGUCAGAACUGAUUAUACAUCAGAGAAUUCACACUGGGGAAAAACCUUAUGAAUGCAGUGAUUGUGGAAAAGCCUUUACUCAGAAGUCAGCACUCACAGUGCAUCAGAGAAUUCAUACAGGAGAAAAAUCUUACGUAUGCAUGAAAUGUGGACUAGCCUUUAUCCAGAAGGCUCACUUGAUUGCACAUCAAAUAAUUCAUACUGGAGAGAAACCUUAUAAAUGUGGCCACUGUGGGAAAUCCUUUACUUCCAAGUCACAACUCCACGUACAUAAACGAAUUCACACAGGAGAGAAGCCUUAUAUGUGCGCUAAAUGUGGGAAGGCAUUUACCAACAGGUCAAAUCUCAUUACACAUCAGAAAACUCAUACAGGGGAGAAGUCCUAUAUAUGUCCUAAAUGUGGAAAGGCCUUCACACAAAGGUCAGAUUUGAUUACACACCAGAGAAUUCAUACUGGAGAAAAACCUUAUGAAUGUGGUACCUGUGGAAAAGCCUUUACCCAAAAGUCACACCUCAAUAUACACCAGAAAAUUCAUACCGGAGAAAGACAAUAUGAAUGCCAUGAAUGUGGGAAAGCCUUCAAUCAGAAAUCAAUACUUAUUGUGCAUCAGAAAAUUCAUACAGGAGAGAAACCUUAUGUAUGCGGUGAGUGUGGUAGAGCUUUCAUCCGGAAGUCAAACUUCAUUACUCAUCAGAGAAUUCAUACUGGAGAGAAACCUUAUGAAUGCAGUGAUUGUGGGAAAUCCUUCACGUCCAAAUCUCAGCUCCUGGUGCAUCAACCAAUUCACACAGGAGAAAAACCGUAUGUGUGUGCUGUGUGUGGGAAAGCCUUUAGUGGCAGAUCAAAUCUCAGUAAACACCAAAAAACCCAUACAGGAGAAAAGCCCUACAUCUGUUCUGAAUGUGGGAAGACCUUCAGACAGAAGUCAGAGUUGAUUAUACAUCAUAGAAUCCACACUGGAGAGAAACCUUAUGAAUGCAGUGACUGUGGCAAAUCUUUCACUAAGAAAUCACAACUCCAAGUGCAUCAGCGAAUUCACACAGGAGAAAAGCCUUAUGUAUGUGCUGAGUGUGGGAAGGCUUUCACAGACAGGUCAAAUUUGAAUAAACAUCAGACAACACACACUGGAGACAAACCCUAUAAGUGUGUAGUCUGUGGGAAAGGCUUCGUCCAGAAAUCUAACUUUAAAAGCGGUUAUCAACUUACUGUACAUCAGAGAUUUCAUACUGGUGAGAAAACCUAUCAAUGUAGGGAAUGUGGGAAGGCCUUUAUUUAUGCCUCACACAUCAUUCAGCAUGAGAGAAUCCACACUGGCGGGAGGCCUUAUGAAUGUCAGGAAUGUGGGAAGGCCUUUAGUCAAGGUGGACACCUUAGAAUUCAUCAAAGAAUUCAUACUGGUGAGAAGCCCUAUAAAUGUCAGGAGUGUGGGAAGGCUUUUAGUAGGCGCUCAAACCUUGUUGAACAUGGGCAAAUCCAUACUGAUGAGAAACCUUAUGUAUGUGAGAAAUGUGGAAAGGCCUUUAAAAGAGGUCAUCAACUUACUGUACACCAGAGUGUUCAUACUGGUAAAAAACCAUAUGAAUGUAAAGAAUGUGGAAAGGGCUAUACCACUGCCUCAUACCUUAUUCUACAUCAGAGAAUUCAUAAAGGUGGGAAACCAUAUGAAUGUAAGGAAUGUAAGAAAACCUUUACCUUGUAUAGAAAUCUUACUCGACAUCAGUGUAUUCACACUGGCGAGAAACUUUUUGAAUGUAGGCAGUGUGGGAAGGCCUAUACUACUGGCUCAAAACUUUUUCAACAUCAGAAAACUCACACAGGUGAGAAGCCUUAUGAAUGUAAGGAAUGUGGAAAAGCCUUUAGCUUAUAUGGAUACCUUCAUCAACAUGAGAAAAUUCAUACUGGUGUGAAACACUUUGAAUGUAAGGAAUGUAAAAAAGCCUUUACUUUGUCUAGAAAUCUUAUUCGACAUCAGAGUAUUCAUACUGGUAAGAAACUUUUUGAAUGUCAGGAAUGUGGGAAGGCCUAUAGUACUGGCUCAAACCUUAUUCAACAUCAGAAAACCCAUACUGGUGAGAAACCCUAUGAAUGUAAAGAGUGUGGAAAGACCUUUAGUUUGCAUGGGUAUCUUAAUCAACAUCAAAAAAUUCAUACUGGUGUGAAACCCUAUGAGUGUAAAAUAUGUAGGAAAACCUUUACUUUCUAUAGAAAUCUAACUCUACACCAGAGUAUUCAUACUGAUGAGAAACCUUUUAGAUGUAAGGAAUGUGGGAAAACCUUUAGACGUAGUUCACACCUUACUGCACAUCAGAGUAUCCAUGCUGAUAAGAAACCCUAUGAAUGUACGGAAUGUGGGAAAUCCUUUAAAAUGUAUGGAUACCUUACACAGCAUCAGAAAAUUCAUACUGGUGGGAAACCCUAUGAUUGUAAGGAAUGCGGGAAGACCUUUAGUCGUGCUUCAAACCUUGUUCAACAUGGGAGAAUUCAUACUGGUGAAAAACCCUACGUGUGUAAGAAGUGUGGAAAAGCCUUCAGAUAUGGUUCAGCCCUUAAAGCACAUCAGGGAAUGCAUACAGAUAAUGAAACUCUAAGAACAUAAGGAAUGUGAGAAUGCCUUUAGGUAUGGCCCAAACUUUUUUAAUAUCAGCCAGUUCACACUGGUGAGAAAUUAUUGAAUGUUAGUCUUUAUAGGUAUGUCUUCACCAAAUGAGAGAAUUCAUAAUAUAGUUAUGAUUUCAGUGUCACUCCUGUUUUAAUGGAAUAUCUGACUAUUUAAACAAUGGCAAAUUAAACCCUGAAUAGCCAAAGCAGUCUUGAAAAAGAACAAAACUGGAGGUAUCACAAUCCCAGAUUUCAAGAUAUACUACAAAGCUGUAGUAAUCAAAGCAGUAUGGUACUAGCAUAAAAACAGACACAUAGGUCAAUGGAACAGAAUAAAGAACCCAGAAGUAAACCCAUGACUAUAUGGUCAAUUAAUCUUCAACAGAGGAGGCAGAAAUAUGCAACUGAAAAAAAAAACCAGUCUCUUCAAUAAAUGAUGUUGGGGAAACUGGACUACUUUCUUACACGAUACACAAAAAUAAACUCAAAAUGGAUUCAAGACCUAAAUGUGAGAUAGGAAACGAUUAAAAUUUUAGAAGCCAGCAUAGGCAGUAAUUUCUCUGACAUCAUCUGUAGCAACAUUUUUCUAGAUAGGUCCCCUGAGGGAAGGGAAGCAAAAACAAAAACUAUUGAGAUUACAUCAAAAGAAAAAGCUUUUGGGGUGCUUGGGUGGCUCAGUCGGUCAAGCAUCCAACUUUGGCUCAGGUCAUGAUCUCACAGUUUGUGAGUUCAAGCCCCAUGUCGGGCUCUGUGCUGACAUCUUGGAGCCUGGAGCCUGCUUCGGAUUCUGUGUCUCCCUCUCUCUGCCCCUCACCUUCUUUUGCUGUGUCUCUCAGGAAUAAAAAAACAUUAAAAAAAAUUUUUUUUAAUAAAAGCUUUUGCACAGCAAAGGAAACAGUCAACAAAACUAAAAGGCAACCUACUGAAUGGGAGAAGAUAUUUGCAAAUGACAUAUCCGAUAAAGGGUUAGUACCCCCAAAAUAUAAAAAUUUACAGAACACACACACACAAUCUAAUUAAAAAAUGAGAAGACAUGAACAAACAUUUCUCCAAGGAAGACAAAAUGACCAACAGACAUAUGAAAAGAUGCUCAACAUCACUCAUCAUCAGGGAAAUGCAAAACAAAACCACAAUGAUAUACCAUGUCACAACUGUCAAGAUGGCUAAAGUCAGCAACAUAAGAAAUAGCAAAUAUUGGUGAGGAUGUGGAGAAAAAGGAAACCUCAGGCACUGUGGUGGCAAGGCAAACUGGUGUAGCCACUGAAGAAAACAGUAUGGAGUUUCCAGAAAAAAUUAAAAAUAGAAUUAACAUAGCACCCAGUAUUUUCACUACUGGAUAUUUACCCAAAGAAUACAAAAACACUAAUUCGAAAAGAUGUAUGCACCCCAUGUUUAUUGCAGCAUUAUUUACAAUAGCCAAACUAUGAAAGUGGCCCACGUGGCCAUCAACUGAUGAAUGGAUAAAGAUGAUGUGGGCAUAUCUACAGUGGAAUAUUACUCAGCCAUAAAAAAAGAAUGAAAAUUUUGCCAUUUGCAAUAACAUGGAUCUACAGGAUAUAAUGCUAAGUGAAAUAAGUCAGAGAAAGACAUACCAUAUGAUUUCACUCAUAUGUGAAAUUUAAGAAACAAAACAAGGGGCACCUAGGUGGCUCAAUUGGCUAAGCAUUCAACUCUUGAUCUCUGCUCAGGUUACCAUCUCAUGAGAUCAAGCCCUGUGUCAGACUCUGCACUGACAGCACAGAGCCUGCUUGGGAUUCUUUCUCUGCCCCUCCCCAGCUUGCACAUGCUCUCUCUCUCAAAACAAAAUAAAUAAACUUAAAAAAAUAAGAAACAGAUGAAGAAAAAAAUAGACAAACCAAAAAACAGACUCUUAACUAUAGAGAACAAACUGAUGGUUACCACUGUGGGGAGUAGGGGAGAAUGGAUAAAACUGGUGAAGGGGACCAAGAGUACACAGAUCAUGAUGAGUACUGAGUAAUCUAUAGAAUUGUUGAAUCACUAUAUUGUACACCUGAAGGUAAUAAAACACUAUGGUAAUUAUACUGUAAAAAUUUAUUUUU